ACAUUGCGCACACACAUAUUUUUUUAGUACUUGGUUGUGAGAUGAUUAAAAAAAAAUAUAAUUAAAAAUAAGCUAAACGCCGAGACGGCUUACCCAAAAUAUUUCAGUUUGAUCAAAAUUCAGCAUAAAACUAGCACAUUUUGUUGUUCCAUUAAAUGUUCGAUUGUCCAGCAAAUUGUCUAAUAUUAAUUUUGCGAUCAAAAAACACUGAACAAAUUCCGAUUCUGAAAGCAAUCGAACAAAAAUAUGAUACGUAAACAUAACCUAAAAUUUGUGUCGUAUUGAGGAAGAAUUGAAAAUAUUUUCCAUGAAAGAUGUCGAAUCUGUAUUCACAACGAAUUGUGACAGCAGAUUAUUAUAUGCACUAUCCUCUGCAAGGAUUCGAUCCAUGCUAUUCAGAUUUCCGUGGAGCGUCUGUGAAGCAUGUUCCCGUAAUUCGAAUAUUUGGUACAAAUCCCGACGGAUGUAAAACUUGUAUGCAUGUUCAUGGUGCACUUCCGUAUUUGUACAUACCAUGUCCCGAUUACAACCAAACCGAGUUGGAUACAUUCAUCUACCAAGUAGCGAUUAGUUUAGAUAAAGCGAUCAAUUUAUCGUUGGGACAAUCCACCUCGGAAACUCAACAUGUUUUCAAAGUUGUAUGCGUCAAGGCAAUCCCAUUUUAUGGUUAUCACCCGAAUGAACAUCGCUUUCUAAAAAUUUACUUCUACAAUCCAAUGUUUAUACGACGAGCUGCGAACUUACUGCAAAACGGUGCUAUUUUAAACAAAAUCCAUCAACCACAUGAGUCACAUUUGCCUUAUCUACUUCAAUUUUUCAUCGAUUUCAACUUAUACGGAAUGAGUUUCCUGCAUGUUCCAGCUGAAGUGGUACGGUAUCGUCGACGACCACAACGUAACGAACAAAGCGAUGAAAGUGAAAAAUUCGACAGCCAGAUGCAUUCCGUUGAAUGUACAUCCGUAUCAGAAUGUGAAAUCGAUAUAUCCGCUGCUCAUAUUUUAAAUCGAUUGGAAAUUUUUGACAAAUCAAGCGGAUGUCAUGCCAAUCCUGGAAUAGCGUCAAUUUGGAACGAUGAACGUUGCCGACGAAAUAAAGUGGGAAACUGUCCACCAUUGGACGUACCCGCAAACAGUCAAGAAACGUCCAAAGUCUGCGAGCCGACUGAAAGUGAAACUUUUUAUCGACAGGCUUUGGUCAAAAAAUUGGACGAGCCAAAUGAUAGCAUGAGCAUAAUUGACGAACAAAAUUCGGAGCGCACGCUUCUGUUGCCCGAUCGAACAAUGAAAAAAUUCAAUUUAAGCGCUUACUUGUCACAAUUAGUGUACCCGGCUGAAUGCACAAACGAAAAUGCCGAAACGAUGCUCAAUGCAUCGAACAUUGUCGACCAUUUGUCGAGUGCAGUAAAUGGAAAAAGAAAUAUCAAAAAACAAUCUCCGCACAGUUACGCAGAUGAAUCAAUAAUUGAUGAGGAUCUGGUGAUGUCUCUGAGCCAGAGAUGCGUACAUGACGAGACACUGAACGAUGAAGACCAGGCAUUCUUAGACGUACUCAGAAAGCUUGAAGCUAAUGAAUGUGAAGUUGACGAUGAUAGUAUAUUGGCGCCGCUUAGUCAAAGAGACGACAAAACAGACGUUAUUUUAUCGCAAAAAUUGGCAGCUUCGUACGAUAGUCCGCCGAAUGGGUCACAUGCGAAAAAUUCAACUACAACCGAACAAAAUUACUUGGAUGAGGAUGAUGAUCUGCUGAAUGAGUUCUCAAAGAAUCUGGAUGACCUGCUGCCCCAAGAUAUUGUACAAAUGUCGAUACCGCAGAUGGAUGGAGGGGCUGAUGAAUCACCGAAACGUAAUCGACCGAAAUUCCAACCGUUGAAUAUAACCAAAUCACCAAAGGGAUCUAGCUCAGUUUCAGAUUCAGUGGUCGCAAUGUUAAAGGGAAAGCCUGAGAUCACAGUUUCUGCCAUUCCAGCAAGAUUGAAUCAGCCUACCAAUCAGCCAUUGAAGGUCAUUGUGCCAGAAGCGCAGCUAAUAGACUUGACGGAGACAUCUGAUGAGGAAGAACUUGCAACGAUACCGGUGAAAAGGCCACGUCUGGAAGAUAUCGCUACGUACAUCAAAAUGAAGGGAUCGAGAAAAAUUCUUCAGCAAAUGGAUCCCCUGCACAUUCAGUUUGAAAAUGGAAAUACGCCACCUACAUCGCCCGUUCAAGAAAAGUCGACCAGUAAAGUAAAACUUUCGCCAUCGUUUAAAAAGAUUAUUAACACCAGUCCCAUAGUGAAACUGAAGAAAAUAUCAAAUUCGGAUAAACCGACGCCGAGACGAUAUCCCGAACGUAUUCGACGUCCACCAGCAAAUAUAUUCGCCUCAGAUGACGGAACAUCUCGACCAUUGUUGUCGACACAAUCGAAAGAUAAACAAGAUAAAAAGGCCAAAAAGAAAGAAUUGCAAUUGGAAGACAUGUACGACUGGAGUGAUUGUAAGGUUGCGUGGGAACACGAUAAGAAAUAUAAUUUCUUUCCAGAACCGGGCCCGUCCCAUAUCAAUUAUUACGAAAAUGUUUCUUUGCCCGGUUACUACGCACCGAAAACGAUAGACGAUGCAAUGGACGGAGAUAAUCAAUCGCAAUAUGAUAUUCAUAUUCAAAGUAUGUACGAAGCAUCAUUAUUGCACCAGAGUCCUAUCUCUCAAACAGCAAACUCACCGGAUCUACUUUUCAACAUAUCGGAUGCAGACGACGAUCUAGCCUCCGUGUCACCGUUUCAAAUCUCAACGCCUUUAUUACACAGCAUAAAAUCCAACUUCAGAAACAAAGACACCUACAUCGUUACACCGGUAACGAUAACACCAACUGCUGAAUGUGUACGAACCGAUCUGAUUAACUACGACUUGCCGCAAGUGGUGUCAAAGACUCCAUUUUACAGUAACUGUGAUGAUGUUGCGCACAUCAAGGAAGUGGGCAAUCACAUUUUUCAACUACCGAAUUUAGACGACUGUGAAUCGUUUGACAGUUCCUUGAUAGAGACGGGACUGAACGCGUGGCGUCGAAAUAUUUACAUGAACAUUAUGAGCAUGGAUGACAAGGAAAAACUACAAAACAAAAGUUUGGAUGAAAUUCGGGAAUUCUUUGCCGUACAGAAACGGAUCGUUAUCAUACCGAGUAAAACGCCACCAUCCGUACAGCAAGUCAAACUAUGGCUUCGGAACAAUCAAGAUUGUAAGAAAGACGUAACGGAAACGAUGGACGUGGAUAGCCCGAUUAAAAUCAAACGAGCGAAGGCCAAAAUAAUUUUAGAAAAUGGUGAUGGCGAUCAUGAGGCUGACGAUGAAGAUAAUAGUGAAUGUGAUAUAACUUUGAGCUGUUCCCCGGAUGUUGUGCCAACGAAAAGUCAAGACUUGCAGCUGGUCAACAAACAUCUAACGAAGGCUAAAAAGUCGCUGAAUAGCACUUUCGACAAGUUGAAAAAUUUGGACGCUGUACGCGAGUCUCCCAGCCUAUUCAGCGAAAGUGAAUCGCCGACUAAUGAAGUGUGUGACAGUGAUGACGAGAUUCCGAGCUCGCAAGUAAUUACAAUCAAGCAUGUACGACCGAAAAACGGCAACCACGUGAAUGGACACGCAGAAAGUUCAUCAAAUUGUUUGUCAGACUCAAGCGCAUUAGUUAAUUCGGUAAAUCACAAGUUUGGGAGCUCUCCGUAUCAAGUCAAUGAUCUAAACUAUGACGACUCUAAAUCACUGUAUUCACCCAGUCAUAGCUUUGGAAUAACUGGAGCUACUCUCGAAAACACGUUCGGCUUUAAAAUGGACUUAGAAAAUUUCCAAACUGCCAAAUCACACUUGGAGUACAACUAUCUAACUACAAUGUCAUUAGAGGUACACACACAGACCAGGGGUGUUCUCAAUCCAGACCCUCAGUACGAUGAAAUCAAUUGUUUGUUUUAUUCGAUACAAAGUGAAGUUCCUGAAAAUUACCGAAACAUUCCUAGAGCAGUGAAGGGAUUUAUUUGUGUUAGAUCGUCCGAAUCACAACAAGCUCCCGUUUUACAAAAGAUGUACAAAGACCUGCGUGUAUGCUUUACCAGCACCGAAAAAGAACUGCUGUUCGAGCUGUUAAAAUUGAUCGCUCUGUGGGAUCCGGAUAUAUUUGCCGGCUAUGAAAUCGAAAUGUCAUCUUGGGGCUAUGUGAUACAACGGGGAUACGCAAUCGAUAUCAAUAUGCCGUCACUUCUGUCGCGUGUCACAUCGGAAAAACUCAAUAAAAUUGUGAAUAAUGAUGAGGAGCGUGAUGUGGAUGGUGAAAGCGAAUAUGAAAUCAAAUUGUCGGGUAGAAUUUUCUUGAACGUGUGGCGAUUGCUGCGGUCAGAGAUUGCAUUGACAUCGUACACGUUCGAAAAUGUAAUGUACCACAUACUACAUCGUCGGAUACCCUCACAUACAUUUCGUGAUCGGACCAAAAUGUGGACCAAAGAACUGACCAAAUGGAUUGUUUUCGAGUAUUAUAUUGAGCGAUGUGUAGGCAAUCUUGACCUUUUGAAUCAAUUGGAUUUGAUUGGUCGAACGUGUGAACUAGCAAAGUUAUUUGGAAUACAAUUUUUCGAGGUACUGUCACGGGGCUCGCAGUUUCGAGUGGAGAGCAUGAUGUUGAGAAUUGCAAAACCCCGCAACAUUAUAUCAGUCUCACCUAGUGUACAACAGAGAGCUCACAUGAAAGCACCGGAGUAUUUACCCUUGAUAUUGGAACCACAUUCUCGGCUGUAUGCUGAUCCACUGAUAGUUUUGGAUUUUCAAAGUUUAUAUCCCAGCAUGAUAAUUGCGUACAAUUAUUGCUUUUCAACUUGCCUCGGACGCGUUGAAUUGCUAGGAAAGUCACAUCCGUUCGAGUUUGGUGCGUCCCAGUUGCGAGUGUCUCCCAGCCUUCUACGAAAACUAAUCGAAAAGGAUUUGGUUAACAUAAGUCCUUGCGGUGCUGUGUUCGUUAAAUCUGUCGUACGUGAGGGCGUGCUACCUCGAAUGUUGCGUGAAAUUUUGGACACACGGCUGAUGGUGAAACAAUCGAUGAAAUUACACAAGAACGAUAAACUUCUGCAGAAGAUUCUUCAUUCGCGACAACUCGGUUUGAAAUUGAUGGCGAAUGUUACUUAUGGUUAUACUGCAGCCAAUUUCAGUGGACGAAUGCCUUGCGUAGAAGUUGGCGAUAGUGUGGUUAGUAAGGGACGUGAAACGUUAGAACGGGCAAUCAAAAUGGUACAGAAGAAAAAGAAAUGGGAAUCUCAUGUGGUCUACGGUGACACAGAUUCGCUGUUCGUUCUCUGUCCGGGAAAAUCUCGUGAAGAAGCUUUUAAAAUUGGAAGCCAAAUUGCCGACGCUGUGACCAAUGACAAUCCGUACCCAGUUAAACUGAAAUUAGAAAAAGUCUACCAGCCGGCCAUUUUGCAGACGAAAAAACGCUAUGUCGGUUUUAUGUACGAAUCACCUGACCAAAAAGAACCAACCUACGAGGCUAAAGGCAUCGAAACUGUUCGGCGUGAUGGAUGUCCUGCCGUUGCUAAGAUGCUUGAGAAGACACUGAAACUGCUCUUUGAAACGCUGGACGUCAGCAUUGUUAAGAAAUACAUUUGUCGGCAGUUUAGCAAAAUUUUGUCAGGACGUGCGAACAUUCAGGAUUUAAUUUUUGCUAAGGAAUUUCGCGGUAUUGACGGUUACAAACCCAGUGCAUGCGUUCCAGCACUAGAAUUAACUAGAAAAUGGAAAGAAAGUGAUCGUCGUGCCGAGCCACGUAGAGGAGAACGAGUCCCUUACGUGAUAAUAAAUGGGCCGCCAGGCGUUCCACUUAUUCGUCUCGUACGCAGUCCACAUGAAUACUUGUCCGACGAAGGACUCAAAAUAAACGCAAUGUACUACAUAACCAAAGUGAUUAUACCGCCACUGAACCGUUGCCUAUUGCUGAUUGGCGUUGACGUCAAUCAAUGGUUUGCUGAUCUGCCUCGUACAUACCAGUCAUUAGCCAUGACAUCGACCGCAUCAACGGUUAUAGCCAAAAAUAAUGCCAAGAAGAGUACAAUAUCUCAAUACUUUUCAACAACCAGCUGUGUCAUCGAUUGUGGCGAACAGACGCAAAAUGGAAUUUGUGCAAAUUGCCAGCGGCAACCACAUAAAAGUGCUGUGAUUCUUUCAUUGAAAGCAACUCAUUUAGAACGUAAAUUUAAUAUGGCACAACGUCUCUGCGAGUCGUGCUGUGGCCGAUCAUAUCAUACCGAUUGUAAUUCGUUAGACUGUCCGGUGCUAUUUGUGAGUAAUACAUGGAAGCGUGAAAAUAAACAGCUCGAAUACUUUCGAGAAUUGUUGGAAGAGCAAUUUUCGUAAAAAGUUUUACAACAA
Messenger RNA from Bradysia coprophila, 6371 nucleotides. RefSeq names its product DNA polymerase zeta catalytic subunit (gene PolZ1). Gene Ontology annotation, cellular component: nucleus; zeta DNA polymerase complex. The record is from RefSeq and is a predicted model, not a curated record. Lineage: Eukaryota; Metazoa; Arthropoda; Insecta; Diptera; Sciaridae. Gene Ontology annotation, molecular function: DNA binding; DNA-directed DNA polymerase activity; nucleotide binding. Gene Ontology annotation, biological process: double-strand break repair via homologous recombination; error-prone translesion synthesis.